Rubroshorea leprosula is the source of this 675-nucleotide messenger RNA. The record is from the annotation of a GenBank genome assembly. NCBI's taxonomy places the organism in Eukaryota, Viridiplantae, Streptophyta, Magnoliopsida, Malvales, Dipterocarpaceae.
CUCGGAUUAAAAUCGUCCUUGGAAUCUAGUAUUGUCUCACCAUUUCCUCUAACUUUUUAUACCCUUUGACUGUGGCCAAACCAUCUGCCACAUCAUGAUGCAGUGCUGCCCUGAACCUAAAGCUGGCCCUAAGAGUUUUUGGUGCUUUAUGGAGAUUGUCCAAUAUCCUACUAAUAACCUUAUUCUCCCAUGCUUCGAAUACAACUACAUGCGCUUCUGUACUUGUCACCGGCGGGCUGAUAGUACCUUCUCCAGCAUCCCCCACAUCACAUCACUAGGUGUCCUCUCUGAAGACGAAUCUUUAGAGGCUGAAGAACGAUGGUCGCCGGAAUCACCACUUGCGCUCGAACCAGCGCUACUCUCCGGUGUGAUGGUUUCGGGCAAAUCCUACAGUUCCUGUGGCACUACCAUCGUAAUCUGUUCCACCGACAUAACACCCUCUUCUUCGUCCCUCCCUUGGUUACCCUGAAGCUCUCUUAGAUCUUGAAAGGAAUCUAUUUUUACUUGGAUGUUGGAAAUCUGAUGUUCUUCCACGUUUAGAGUUUUGAGGAAUGCGCCUGAAAUACUUCUGUAACCUUUGCUGCGAAAAAUGACAAACAGUAUUGUAAAAUGAAACAGAGAAAUGGUUAAGUGACUGUUUUUGUUACCUCUCUCAAACAAAUCACGCACCUGUAA